UCGUCUGCUGCCACCUCAUCUGCCGCCGGAGCCCAUAGUGUCAAGAUGCCAGCCGCAAAGGAGAAUGCAUGGAUCGGUUACCAAGGCGCAGCUGGCGUCGACCUGAGGAGUGAUACGCAGACGACGCCGACGCAGUCUAUGCUGAAUGCCAUCAUCAACACUACCCUGCUGGACGAUGUGCGCGAGGAGGACCAGACCACCCUCGACCUCGAGGCCCACUGCGCCUCACUCACGGGCAAGGAGGCAGGUCUCCUCAUGCUCUCGGGUACAAUGGGCAACCAGGUUGCCCUGAGGGCCCUGCUGGCCCAGCCGCCUCAUGGUGUGCUGUGUGACUACCGUUCUCACAUUGUGAAAUAUGAAGCCGGAGGUGUCGCAUCCCUCUCUGGCGCGCAGCUCGAGUGCGUCCGCCCCUCGAAUGGCGUCUACCUGACCUUGGAGGAGAUCCAGGAGCACGCCCACAUCGUCGACAACGUGCACUACUGCCCCACCCGCGUCAUCUCCCUCGAGAACACGCUCAACGGCAUGCUGAUGCCCCUGUCCGAGGUGCAGCGCAUCUCCGCCUGGGCGCGUGAGCACGGCGUCCUGAUGCACUGCGACGGCGCCCGGCUGUGGGAGGCUGCCGCCUCGGGCGCGGGCAGCCUGCAGGACUUUUCGGCCUGCUUCGACACGGUGACCCUGUGCUUCUCCAAAGGCCUGGGCGCCCCGAUCGGGAGUAUCCUGGUCGGCGCCAAGGACGUCAUCCAGCGCGCCAGGUGGGUGCGCAAGUCCCUCGGCGGCGGCCUGCGCCAGGCCGGCGUCAUCUCAGCCGCAGCCCGCGUCGCCGUCGACGAGACCUUCGGCGCGGGCCCCAGCGGCGAGGGCGGCCUUCUCAAGAAGAGCCACGAGGCGGCCCAGACAGUCCAGAAGAUGUGGACCGACCUGGGCGGGAAGGUGGUCUACCCCGUGCACACCAACAUGGUCUGGCUCGACCUCAAGGAUGCCCGGUGUACGGACGACCGGAUAACCGAGCUGGGCCAGGAGCAGGGCCUGUACCUCGACAGCGGGCGGAUCGUGUGCCAUUACCAGAUUUAUCAGAACCGCGAGGUCGUGAUGCCGAAGCUGGACAAGAUUUUCAAGACGAUCUUUGAGGAGAAGGGUAAGACUGGAGAGGGUGGUGGUGGCGGCGCCAGCGGAUCAAAGCCACUAUAUAAGUAGUCAGUAAUCAAUUAGAACGCAUGCAAGAUAGACUUCUAAUUAGAUUGAAUCAUAUUU
Messenger RNA from Cryphonectria parasitica EP155, 1251 nucleotides. RefSeq lists its product as uncharacterized. The record is from RefSeq and is a predicted model, not a curated record. Gene Ontology annotation, cellular component: cytosol. Gene Ontology annotation, biological process: L-threonine catabolic process; glycine biosynthetic process. NCBI's taxonomy places the organism in Eukaryota, Fungi, Ascomycota, Sordariomycetes, Diaporthales, Cryphonectriaceae. Gene Ontology annotation, molecular function: L-allo-threonine aldolase activity. Bases 46 to 1194 code for a protein of 382 amino acids. The transcript has 3 exons.